ACUCUGUUUUCGCACCCUUCCCGUCUGCUUUAUUCGGAGCCUUCCCUCUACUGAAAUUGGAUGGUGGAUACAUCCAUUUCCCCUUCCGUUUUUCAUUUGUUUUAGGGUUUCAUUUUGUUCUUCUUUCUUGUUUCGAGCUUCCAGUUUCUGCCUUUUCUGGUUGCUGAAAGGAGAUGGCGGCGAACGGAACCGGAAACGGGAACCAAGAAUUCAGCUUCAAGAACGUUGCAGCUGCUGGCAACGGGCUCGCGAGGAUCCAAACUCAUAAGAAGCAAAAUGGAAUCUGUCACGACGACAGUUCCCCUCCGGUUAAAGCUCAGACGAUCGAUGAACUGCAUUCCCUCCAGAAAAAGAAAUCAGCGCCAACUACGCCGAUCAAAGGAACUCAAGGUGCUUUUGCCACAAUUUCCGAAGAGGAGCGCCAAAAGCAGCAGCUCCAAUCCAUCAGUGCCUCCUUGGCGUCGCUGACGAGGGAGACGGGGCCAAAGGUGGUGAAAGGAGACCCGGCGAGAAAAUCCGAAACACCCAGAGUUGCUCACGAGCAUCACUACACACCGGCAAUCAGCAUCAGUGACAGCGCUUUAAAGUUCACCCACAUCCUCUAUAAUCUUUCUCCAGCAGAGCUGUACGAACAAGCCAUAAAGUACGAGCAUGGAUCGUUCAUAACGUCGAAUGGAGCCUUGGCGACGCUCUCAGGAGCUAAGGCAGGUCGCUCUCCUAGAGAUAAACGCGUCGUAAGGGAUGAGACAACAGAAAAUGAGCUUUGGUGGGAAAAGGGUUCACCCAACAUUGAAAUGGACGAGCACACUUUCCUGGUGAACAGAGAAAGAGCCGUUGAUUACUUGAACUCGCUGGAUAAGGUAUAUGUGAAUGAUCAGUUUCUAAACUGGGACCCAGAGCACCGAAUCAAAGUCCGGAUUGUGUCGGCCAGAGCUUACCAUUCAUUGUUUAUGCACAACAUGUGUAUCCGACCCACGGCUGAAGAGCUGGAGAAUUUCGGUACUCCGGACUUCACCAUUUACAAUGCUGGGCAGUUCCCGUGUAAUCGAUACACCCACUACAUGACAUCCUCCACGAGCGUAGAUCUUAACCUUGCUAGGAGGGAGAUGGUCAUCCUUGGCACGCAGUACGCCGGGGAAAUGAAGAAGGGUCUGUUCAGCGUUAUGCACUACCUCAUGCCUAAGCGUCAAAUCCUGUCUUUACAUUCUGGCUGCAAUAUGGGCAAAGAUGGCGAUGUCGCCCUCUUCUUUGGAUUAUCAGGAACUGGGAAGACAACUUUGUCUACGGAUCAUAAUAGGUAUUUAAUUGGAGAUGAUGAACACUGCUGGAGUGAGAACGGUGUGUCCAACAUUGAGGGCGGUUGCUAUGCUAAGUGCAUUGACCUUUCAGGGGAAAAGGAGCCUGAUAUCUGGAAUGCCAUUAAGUUUGGAACCGUGCUGGAAAAUGUGGUGUUCGACGAGCACACUCGCGAGGUGGAUUAUUCCGACAAAUCUGUUACAGAGAACACUCGAGCAGCAUACCCAAUUGAGUACAUCCCUAAUGCGAAGAUUCCUUGCGUGGGUCCACACCCAAAGAAUGUCAUUCUUCUAGCAUGUGAUGCCUUUGGUGUGCUCCCGCCGGUGAGCAAGUUGAGCCUGGCCCAGACCAUGUACCAUUUUAUCAGCGGCUACACGGCUCUGGUGGCCGGGACAGAGGAUGGUAUAAAGGAGCCACAGGCAACGUUCUCAGCCUGCUUUGGAGCAGCAUUUAUCAUGUUGCAUCCCACCAAGUAUGCGGCUAUGCUGGCGGAGAAGAUGAGCAAACAUGGAGCCACUGGUUGGCUAGUUAACACUGGCUGGUCAGGUGGAAGCUAUGGCUCGGGUAACCGCAUCAAGUUGGCACACACAAGGAAGAUUAUUGAUGCUAUCCACUCCGGUAGUCUCCUGAGAGCUAAUUACACCAAAACUGAAGUUUUCGGGCUUGAGAUCCCCACUGAAAUUGAGGGCGUCCCUUCACAAAUCCUGGAUUCAAUGAACACUUGGUCGGACAAGAAUGCAUACAAGGACACCCUGUUGAAGCUUGCAGGUUUGUUCCAGAAAAAUUUUCAGGGGUUUAUGAAUUACAAGAUAGGAAAGGAUAAUUCACUGACCGAGGAGAUCCUCGCAGCUGGUCCUAUCUUCUGAUCUCACUAAAGCAAAGCAAUUAUGUGGGAGCUUGGGGUCUUAUUUAAAUGUUCUUUUUUAUAUGCUUUACUAAAAAAAAUCUAAAAAGCCCCUAGACAACUAUUAUCCCUU
Messenger RNA from Nelumbo nucifera (sacred lotus), 2273 nucleotides. RefSeq names its product phosphoenolpyruvate carboxykinase (ATP) 1-like. The record is from RefSeq and is a predicted model, not a curated record. Gene Ontology annotation, biological process: gluconeogenesis. Gene Ontology annotation, cellular component: cytosol. NCBI's taxonomy places the organism in Eukaryota, Viridiplantae, Streptophyta, Magnoliopsida, Proteales, Nelumbonaceae. Gene Ontology annotation, molecular function: ATP binding; phosphoenolpyruvate carboxykinase (ATP) activity.